Amoebophrya sp. A120 is the source of this 5792-nucleotide messenger RNA. Lineage: Eukaryota; Dinophyceae; Syndiniales; Amoebophryaceae. The record is from the annotation of a GenBank genome assembly.
GUCGUCAGCUAAGUAGGAGCUGUUGGUGAAGCCAAUAGGCCUGCCAAGUCGGUGAGUAGCGAUUCACAUUUUUUGUGGAAUAAGAAGCGCCCUAUACUGGGGGCCGGAGACGGCGUAAGGUAAACACGAAGCCGGCGUAGUUCGUGGUAAAUUAAUAAUUUGAGAACAAAGUAAAAGCUGGAGAAUUUUCAAAAAUGAUGGUCACACCUUCCAAGAAGUCCGCGACUCUACUACCCGCUUGCUUUUCGAAAAGCAUCGGUGUCGCGCUGGUCCUUUCCGUUCUUUCAGCUCUUGCGCGGCCCCACACGACCACGACGGAUCACAAUUUUGCGGACCAUGAUGGCAACAAGCGGGGAUACGAGAUCGAUCAGGGUCGUCAAGAACACGCACGUCCUACCAGCCCUCCGUCUAGGCGGUUGCGCCGGCAUGCGGAUGUUGUUGAUGUCAAUGCGAAUGGUGUAGAGCAGUUUGUAGCUGCUGAACCUGGCGUCCUAGACGAGCGCAGUUUCGCGCCGGGAGAAGAAAUUACAACACCAUCAUCUUCGCAGCGCCGUCAUUCCCACAGGAAUAAAGGCGCGACGAGGGUAAAGCGCAAGAACCGGCCAACAGCUUAUGAUCAGGCGGAAUACAUUGGUGAUUCAACAUCUUCAUCUCGUGGCCAUGACUUUUACGAGGACGCGGAGUACGCACCGCAAGCAGUGCGUAGAAGCGAAGUUUUCUUCACGGAAGAACCGCAAAAAGACGCAGAGGCACAGGACGAGGGGUUCGAGGAAAGUUUUGAAGAUCAGGCUGAUAGAACGACAACAACUCGGAGGACAUCGAGAUAUGAAGAUGAAGACGAUACUAGUCCACGACCAGCUGCCCUCCAUGACGAGCAAGGCCUCGCUUUUCACCAGACAUUGCAACAGGCCCUGCAGGAACACGAGGAAGGCGGAGAGAAUUUCUAUCCAGCGGAACAAGAGCCGGCGGUUUUUCCACAUCGGGAUAGAAACAGUAGAAGACCUCCAACAAGCACAGCGCAAAAAGGAGCCUUCCAGGCACAACAACUACACGAGGAGACCACUUCGGAUCAGGUUCAGCAGCACAGGAGCACAAGCUCUUUCACGUCCUUCCUCGAACACUGGCACUUGCUCUCUGCUGACAAUGCCACGGAUAGUAGUGCAACUUCCUCCACUUCGACGACUUCCACCACCACGAAAAGACCGACGUACUGCAUCCUAUAUUCGGACGAAACCUUCCUCUGUCCGAACGACGAGGAGCGCGUCACCGUGGAGAAGCAUAUCCAGCGGCGCCAGGACUUCUACUGCUACUCCUUGGUCGUUUUCCUCCUCAUUGCGUUCGGGCUGCAGGGCUUCGUCGACGAGUCGCACAAAACCGCAGCGGACUACGGCGGGGUGCAGGCCAUGCUGCAGGCGGCGUCGAUGAAACAGUUCACCGUGGUGCUGGGAGGGACCGUGGUCGUCGCGUUGUUGAUCGCGGUCGACCUGGUGAACCAGCUCGGGGGUGCGUUUUUCGGAGAGAUGCCCCCGGAAAGACUCGACCUCGAAAAGUACAGCAUCGGGGACGUGCGGGAGGGGGUGAUCUUCUCCGAAGCGACUUUGAUCGUCAUGCAGGUGCAGCUGAUGUUUAUGGUGACCAUGCCGUUCUACCUGCUCUUCGUCGCGCUGUUGGGAACUCAGAUGGGGAACACCAUCACGAAGUGGAAGUCGUGGGAAUUUUCCGGGUUCAGCGAAAAGGUGCUGAUGUGCGCAUUGGAAAACGAGGAAAAGAUCAAGGACGACGACGAGGAGGGGUAUCCACAAAAAAACGCGACCCAUGAUUCCCAUUCAAUCUAUCUUGCAAAACAUGUAGUUUCAAGGGGUCCUGUGUUUUUCAUGCAAAAAAUGGAUGGGGAUUGGUGUUUCAAUUUCCAGUGGAUAAGGGGCAGAACAAAAAGCGGCAAGAGUACGAGAAGAAAAUCCCCCACGACAUGUGCGCGUAUUUGGCGACCCGUCGGUCUUACAUUUCUCCGCACCAGAUCUACGAGAACCGGAAGUACAUUCCCCGGAUCCUCCGGCACCCGGACACCCAGUUUCUGCUCUACAUGUACUUGCGUCCGGAGCUGGUUGACUGCGCCAUCCAGGUGGUGUGUUGGCCGGCUCGCGGGCAGCUGAUCCUGGCCGGCUUGGUGCUCGGGUUUUUCCUGGUCGCGCACCAACUUGGUGGGAAAGCGCUGCACGAGAUGAACCUCGGCGGGACGGACUGGUGUUUGUUUUGUCCGGUGGUAGCCGCAAUCUUGAAGUUUCUCGCCGUGCUGCUGCGCUUGCUGGUGAAGGAGGUAUAGAUCAGAAGUGAGUCUUUCAAAACUUCUGACAAGGCUCGAUAAAGUUUUCCAUUUCUUUUUUGCACGUCAGAGAACUCCACUAGCUAUGACGACCCGUAGAAGUCACCAACUUGCGUGAACAAGAUGUUCAUCUGGAGAAAUCUUCAUGAAAAAAAAACCACAGAUCGUCGAGAACAUGUCUCUCGACUUAGAGUACUUCAAAUGGCUGAAGGACAAAACGCACGGGAAACUAGAAGCGGCCAUCGAGGCCGACAAGGAUAUGGAAGUGCACCAGCGGCGGUCGAGCGUCCAUGUGAAAACCGAGGUCGCGUUUUCCAAUCUGCCGGUGGAGUUGAUUCCCAAAUGGAAAUACGCGCGCAAGCGCGUCGCGAAAUCGAAAGGAUGGCUAACCUACGUUUGGUACGGAACUUUCGACCCAACGCGCCAGGAAAUGCUCUGGCCGAGAUGGCGGAAUGGUAUGUAAUUUUUUUCGCACAAAAAAGCGGAGUUGUAAAAUUUAGUACAAGAAAAAUGCAAUGAUUGAGAAUGCCGUGGUGUUUCGGAAUCGAAUAUACAUAAUAACAAUGCUUUCCGCAUUGAAAACUCAACGAUUUUUUUGAAGUAUCUCAUACCAUCGCGUUUCGUUUCGAAACACGAUGGCAAUCUGGCCGCGAAGGGUCCAACUUUCGUAGCCCCCACGCGCAGUCGCAAAAAAUAGCAAAUCGUGUAGUGUUUUUUUCUCAUUACCGUCGCGAAAUCAAAUUUUUACGGCGAAAAAAAAUCGAAAACAGGUCCUUCGGCUGUGCGUGUCGCCAUGCAGGAAAUAUUUUUCUUUGCAACUUUGAAUUGCGGGUUGGUGGCGGCGCUGCUUUUGACGUGGACCAAAUUUGACACCAUUCUGUCGCAGUGGAACAUGUUUCUGUAUUGAUAAUUUAUUUUUCUUUCAUCCUUGUUGUCAGCACUCUGUCAAGUCAUGCAUUCUGUCUCGGCAAGAGUUCUUCUUGUAACAAAAAAAUGAACCCACGACAGAUCAUCUUCUUUUUACCAAAAACAAAAAAUCUAUACCUAAAAAAGGUAUUUUUUCCUGACCCUUGGCAUCACUCUGCACAUUAUUCUGUACGACAUCGCGCCGUUCAUAACGCUUUGGACCCUCGCCGCCCGCACGGACACGAUGACGGACGACAGCAAUUUGCAGAAGGAGGUCCGGGAAAUGAGCGCGUACUUCGGCGACGCUAUCCUGAGUAAAAACGUACCCACACCAGAGUCAGGAUGAGGAUUUUGCAACACAAACCUAGGAGUUUUGUGAGUCACGCAUGACAAGUUGCGCUCUGCAGUGUAGUGCAGGUUAGCAAGUGCAGCCGCAUCACAGACUCCUCUGCUCAUCCUGUUCACAGCAUCACAAAUUCCAAAACACGAUUGGAAAUGGCUCUCAUGGGGAUGCGCAUUACAAGUCUUCCCGUCUUUGCAAAUCUGCAUUACAACUCUGGCGUGGGUACGUUUUUAUUCAGGAUAGACGCGGCGCUGCAGGAGUUCUGCGGCGCGCUGUAUUUGCACGUUAUGCAUUGCAAAUAUGUCUGGGUCUGGAAGGAUCCAAAGUUGUGAUGCGUGUUUCGGAUCCUACAAAGAUCUGUGAUGCAGAACGUGCAAAAGGUUCCCACAUAUGGCCAUGCUGAGAGGGCAUCUCUCAUGCAGAAUACGCAUCACCAAGGAGCUGUGGAACCUGUGAUGCUAGGCCCUGCAUUCCAGACGUGGCGGAGCUUGAAAAAACUGCAUGACAAAUUUCGGAAUCUCCCAGACCCAGACAUUUUUGCAUUUGAUACACGUGUUGUACAAGGAACUGCAUUUGAACAGCCAAGCCACCCUCCAGGACCUUCGCGUGCAGUACUACGCCGCGUUUUCCGAGUAUGGAUGUGUCAGAAUCGAAAUUAACAAAAUCGAAAAAUUUGUGAUGCACAAAAUCGAUGUCAGUUGGAGCCUCAUUUUCCAAGUGGCGCAUGACAAAUUUCGGGAGCACCAAAUUCCAGCCUGUCAUGCUGUUUGGGCAAAGAAGACAGCUCCUGUCUUGCCACCCUGGCAGCACAUUGCAUACCCCUAAACAGGCCUGCAAUCGGUCUCAUUUGCCUGCUCCCCAAUACAGGUCUUCAGUGCCCUACAUUUUAUGCAUCACAAAUUUUUCGACUUUGUCGAUUUCGAUCCUGACACAUCCAUACCGAGGCGGAGCGCAGUGUGAUCGCGGACGAGUACGAGCAGGCGUGCGAGGACCCGGCUGCGGGGUUGACGGAGACGGAAACGAACAAGUUGCUGAAGAAGCUCGGGUUUGACAAUCCGGGGGCCGACCUGUCCAAGUGGGUGAAGAUGCUCCAGAUUCACGCCCCGGACCGGUUGCAGGAGGCGGAGUUCGAGGCCCUGGUCGCGGUUUUUUUCAAGACCUGCUACGAAAAGAUGCCACGCGACGUGAUCGACACGGCGUUGAUGCACCUAGCGGACGCGGGCGAAAUCGGCGAGCUGGCGACGCACGUUUCGGUGCAGAAAAUGGUGACGAUCUACGAGUCGGUCGGAAUCUCGACCGUGGACGCGAAGCGGCACGCCAAGGACCUGCUGUAUCGCGCCCACAUCUUCGCGAACGAGGGCGCCUCGCUGGAGACGGAGGCGGUCGGCGAUCUCGGAGAUUUGGAUUGGUCACUACGGGGCUUCUUCCGGCUCCCCGGGUCCAUGCCAGCAGCCGCGAGCAGUGGGAAAAAAGCGGUGGACGCGGCGAAAAAGAAAGCCGCGGCGGCCGGAGAGACGGUCUCCCUGAACUCGCUGGUCAAGGGAAUAUGAACUUCAAAUAUGUCUGGGUCUGGAGAAUACAAACUUGUGAUGCGCAUUUCAGAGCACAGAAAAAUCUCUCAUGCAUAGGCAGCAAAAGUUCUCACUUUCUGUCACCAAAAUGGGGGAUUUUUCAUGCGGAUUCGGCAUUGCAAACGCUUCUCCAAACCUGUGUUGCUAGAGCUUCCAUGCCAGACCUUCUGUGUCAUGCAAAAACAGCUUGACUCUUCCAGAUCCAGACAUUUUUGCAUUUGAUAGAGUAGCAGCAAAGACAAAAACGAGGAGGAUGACGACGGCAAGCGGCCUCUGACCGAGAAGGAGAUUCAAGCGGCCAUUGACGCGGACGUCUGCGCGACUCACAAACCCGGGGCUGUGCUGAUCCACAUCUUCGCAGGCUUUUUGUUGCACGAGCAAAACCGGCGGGGGGAGUGACGAAACAAGUUGAUGGGACUUCUUUUGUAGGAUUCUGUGAAUAUGAAUAAUAUCCCUCAGAGAAUAAAGCUUCGUGCGACAACGACGGCACAGGUUGUCUCGUUUCUCGCUUUGAAUUGAGCUUCCUAGAACGAUACCUGUCUGGUUUCCUCGUGUUUCGAGAACUCAACACUAGAACGAAAUUCUCUGCGACACCAAACGCAAUCAUGGUUGUGUUUUGUGUGCAACGUGAACUGAAAGAACUGUCGUG